Messenger RNA from Colletotrichum karsti, 1668 nucleotides. Its product is annotated as sugar transporter stl1. The coding region runs from base 1 to 1668 and encodes 555 amino acids. Lineage: Eukaryota; Fungi; Ascomycota; Sordariomycetes; Glomerellales; Glomerellaceae. The transcript has 3 exons. Gene Ontology annotation, biological process: transmembrane transport; carbohydrate transport. The record is from RefSeq and is a predicted model, not a curated record. Gene Ontology annotation, cellular component: membrane. Gene Ontology annotation, molecular function: carbohydrate:proton symporter activity.
AUGGGCAACUACUUCGGCCUUCGAGGCAAGAGCCUCAACUGGGCGAUCAGCAUCAUCGCCGGUUGUGAUUUCCUGCUCUUCGGAUACGACCAGGGUGUCACCGGCGGUAUUCUCACCCUUCCUGCCUUCCAGGAACAGUUCCCCUCUAUCAACCCCGAGGAGGAUGGCAUCUCGGGACCCCUCAGGAGCGAGCGCGCCACCGCGCAAGGUAUUGCUGUCGCAUCUUACAACCUCGGCUGCUUCAUCGGCGCCAUUAUCACCAUCUUCAUCGGUAACCCUCUCGGUCGCAAGCGCAUGAUUAUCCUCGGUACUGCUAUCAUGAUCAUCGGUGCUGCCCUCCAGGCCUCUGCUUUCACUGUCGAACACUUCAUCAUCGGACGUAUCAUCACUGGUCUUGGAAACGGAGGCAACACAUCGACAGUACCUACCUGGCAAUCAGAGACAUGCAGUGCUCACAAGCGCGGCAAGCUUGUCAUGAUCGAAGGUGCCCUCAUCAGCGGUGGUAUCAUGAUUUCCUAUUGGAUCGACCUCGGCAUGUCCUUCGCUCCUGGAUCUGUCGCAUGGAGAUUCCCUCUUGCGCUCCAGAUCGCCUUCUGCAUCUUCAUUCUCGCCUUCGUCUGGAACCUGCCUGAGUCCCCCCGCUGGCUCAUUCUGAAGGACCGUCACGAAGAGGCUAAGAAUGUCAUCGCCGCCAUCGCCGACUUGCCGCAGGAGGACGACUACGUCCAGAACGAGUACAAGGUCAUGAAGGAGACCGUCGAAGAAAUGUCCAAGGGCAGCUUCGCAGACCUCUUCACCAUGGACAAGAACCGCAACUUCCACCGCACUCUCAUCGCCUACGUCAACCAGAUGUUCCAACAGAUUUGCGGUAUCAACCUCAUUACCUACUACGCUGCUGUCAUCUACUCUAACUUGGGCAUGUCCCGUUUCAUGUCUCAUCUCCUCGCUGCUCUCAACGGUACCGAGUACUUCAUUGCUUCUUGGCCUGCCGUGUUUUUGGUUGAGCGCGUCGGUCGCCGCAAGCUUAUGCUCUUCGGCGCGGUUGGCCAGGCUGUUACCAUGGCUAUCCUCGCUGGUGUCAAUUCUCAGAACACCUUCGCCUGCCAGGUCGUUGGCAUUGUGUUCCUGUUCGUCUUCAACACCUUCUUCGCAGUCGGCUGGCUCGGCAUGACCUGGCUUUACCCCGCCGAGAUCGUUCCUCUGCGCAUUCGUGCCCCGGCCAACGCUCUCUCCACCUCUGCCAACUGGAUCUUCAACUUCAUGGUUGUCAUGAUCACCCCCGUUGCCUUCGAAACCAUCAAGCACCACACCUACACAAUCUUCGCCGUUAUCAACGCCUUCAUCGUUCCCUGCGUCUACUUCUUCUUCCCCGAGACCGCUUACCGCUCCCUCGAGGAGAUGGACUCCAUCUUCGCCAAGGUCGGCAGCGGCUGGAAGGGUGCUUUCACCGUUGUCAAGACCGCCGCCACGGAGCCCCACCGCUACGGCAAGAACGGCGAGCUUCUCAUCCACUACGACGACGUCAAGGAGGCCGAGGGCCGCGCCACCACCCGCGAGAACCGAGGCGACGGUGCCAGCAGCAGCGACUCUGUCAACAACGCGCAGGGCGGCAUCUGGACUCGCCAGGACGAGGAGACCCAGAACGUCGAGAAGUCCGAGAAGAUGUAA